Messenger RNA from Zootoca vivipara (common lizard), 6011 nucleotides. It is a transcript of the gene UBOX5, whose product is annotated as U-box domain containing 5. Gene Ontology annotation, cellular component: nucleus. The record is from RefSeq and is a predicted model, not a curated record. Gene Ontology annotation, biological process: protein polyubiquitination. Lineage: Eukaryota; Metazoa; Chordata; Lepidosauria; Squamata; Lacertidae. Gene Ontology annotation, molecular function: ubiquitin protein ligase binding; ubiquitin-ubiquitin ligase activity.
GAGCCAAGUUGAAGAUUGGGGAGCUGGUUUCCACCUUGAGCCACAAAGAUGGUGAUAAAUGUUUGCCUCCCGCAAUUCAAGCCAAGAAUUCACUGCAACAAGAUCUCUGCUGACGGAUACGAAGUAGAAAACCUGGUCUCAGAAGACCUUGCCAAACGAAACCGAGGCUUCCGCUGCGAAUACUUCAUCAAGCCCCCAGUCCACGUGACACUCUCUUUCCCCUUCAACAUAGAAAUCUUCCGGAUUAAUAUAGACGUCUCCUCCGGCGGCUAUCAGAACAUCACCGGGCUGGAUAUUUUCACAUCUACCUCACCCAGCAAAGCCUCUUGGAGCAACUCGGACUCUCCCUUCUCAGGUCUGGAUGCUCAGCCCCCGUUGGACAAGGAAGCUUUCACGCUGGUGGGCAAAGCGGUGCUGAAGAAUCAAAGCAAAGUGACCUUCAGCCACCGAGGCUUCCGUCCGAGGCUUCCAUUCCAUCAGCAGAUGGACACUCUCUUCUCCUUCUCUGGCUCGGCGUCUCUGGACCUGUGGAACAAAGGCCCGAGCUCCCUGAGCUGCGUCUCGCACUUGAAGAUCUGCAUCACCCAUGUGGCUGGUGGCGGUCUCCCUUGCAUCAAGAAAGUGGAGGUUUGGGGCCAGCCGGCCAAAUCCUGCCCCCACGAGGUGGUGGACGACGUGCUGCGGGUCAUGCAAGGCUUUGGAGGACAGGCUGCCGGCCUCCCGUCGCCAAUGGAGAGCGACCUGGCGCCCUUUGGCAACCCGGACAGCCAGGAGCAGAAGCUGAUGGACGCCAUCCCGGACAUUCCCGAGGAGUUCCUGGACCCGAUCACCCUGGAGGUACUGACUCUCCCCAUGCUGCUGCCCUCGGGGAAAGUGAUCGAUCACAGCACGCUGGAGAAGUGCAACCGGAGCGAGGCGUCCUGGGGGAGAGUGCCCAGUGAUCCCUUCACAGGGGUGGCCUUCAGCCAGCACUCGCAGCCCCUGCCCCACCCCUCUCUCAAGGCAAGGAUAGACCACUUCCUGCUCCAGCACAGCAUUCCCAGCACUCGCCUCCUGGGGAGGGCUCAGGCCACGGGGACGGUGGUUGCUUCAUCCAUAGCCAUGUCUUCCCUCAAAAGGAAAAUGGACCUCGUAGAGCAGAAGCCGGGCGACCAACGCAGCAGCAGCACGGAGCCCUUCCGUUUCCCCGCGACAAACUUUGUUGCCACGUCUACCUCUGAGUCCCGUGCUAAAAAAAUGAAAACAGAGUGCGAUGCCAACUCCUCCCAGAUGGACUGCUCAACAGAUCUGCUUUCUCACGAACAGAGGCUUUCGGACAGUUUAGAUAGCGCCUUGAACUCGGCGCUCAGCUCCAUGCCGCUGUUCACAGCUAGCUUGACGAAAGGCCAGCAGCAACCACACACCGGCGGCAGCUGCCCUGACCCGUGGAACGCAAGCAGUGGACACGAGCACAGUAGGAGUGACUCCACCCAAGGGUGCUCUUCCUGCUCCCGGACCUUCUCCGUGUACUUCAAAACGGAGCCCAUUUACCAGCUCCCUUGUGGCCACCUGGUGUGCCGCUCUUGCUUGGCCGAGAAGCAGAAGUCCUUAUCGAUACUGUGCAUGAGUUGCAAGAGGCUAGUUGCCACGCACGACAUCCUGAGGGUCCACUUCUGACACCGUUCUCACGGCGCUUUCUCUGGAAUUUGGAUGAUCCAACACAAAAAACAAAAGUGAGCUGUUAGGGGGAUGGGGGACGACCAAGGAGGAGAGGAGACCCGUGGCUGUUCCACACGCUCCUCCCCAUCUCCUUUGAGUCGCGCCAGGAUGGGAGACCUUGCAAAAGGAAACUGCGGGGUUCUGAAGAGGACUUUGCUGCCCUUGGAGAGAAUCUCGAUGCAGCUACAGUGCUGCGCGUUGUGCCAGAGCUAAAGCGAUCAAAGGAUAAUAAAGCCAUAUGCUUCUCUAAUUUAAAAAGGUCAUUUGUAUAAGUGGUGUGUCCAUGUAACUGUGCUCCCAUUAUUUUGCUACUUUCCAGGUGGCUCAGGCCUUGGCGGCAGCUUGUUCCUCAGGAAGCGGCUGUGUUGCUCACUUCCCCUGCCUUCUGGUCGAUAGAGAGAGCUUUUUGGUUAUAGAAAGGAAAGGUGGUUAAGGAAAGCCUACCUGAUGUGGCGCCUGCCACUUAAUUUGACUUCCAACCUUUGGGGGGGGGGGGGAAGCUUGCAGAAAACGUAGGUUGCCUCUUCCAAAAACCAAGUAAUUCUCCAUAUGAGACGCUUGAACGAUGACAGUGGCAAUUUCAUUAGUUGUGCAAUCUGUAUAAAAAGUCAGCGUGUUUACACACAAACACAAGCACACACACAUCUGUUGUCACUCUUGAUUUCUGUUGUGCAACUGGAGAGGGUUGGCUAUAGCAGCAGGGGAAAAUGAUAAGCCUUAAUAAAAAUGAUGGUCAGGAGUUGCUGAUCUCCUUUGGACUUUCAAAUCUCGUGGUUUUUUUUUUUUUUACACAAGGGAAAGUGUUUAUUUUAUUGCUAAUGCACAAACCACCUUUCAGUGGAAUUGCCCUCCCAAUACAGUGUGCAAAAUAAAUAUGCAUUAAAAAAAAUAAAUUAAAAUCUACAUCAUUCCCCUUCAGUUGAGCAACAAAACGUCAUUAAAGACAUAAUCAUAAGCAGAUUGAAAUGAGGAUGUCUUUAGCGUUCUUUUAAAAGUCACUGGUGAUGGGGGACCAUACUUUCUGGGAGAGGACCUUUCAUACAUAUAGGGCCAACCACUAAAAAGGCCCUGCUGCUAGAACACACCUCUCCCAAUGUAAGUACACACCUUAUUUAAAUCCCUCUUCCCCGCAAACCUAGUUAGAUUUUAUUUAAUAUUCUGUUCCACUUUUCCAACAACAAAUGUAGAGCUCAAAGUGGCUCAUGAUAAUCACAAAAGCAUUAAGAAACAACAAACUUUACAAUCACUAUGCUAUCAAACGCAAUAACAUAUAUGAACGUACGAAGGUGCCUUUCAGCGACAGCUAAGGCCACUGGUUCUUGCCCUGUUGUCCUCUCUUAAGACUGGUAGCUGUUGGACAAGAUCUGACGCCUUGGUCUUUUCUGGCCAGCUGACUUGUUUUUAAUUGGUGAUGAGGAUGUUGGUGGAACCUGAUACCUUCCAUAAUCAGAGCAGGUGACUCCCUCUGGAGAGGUACACCCCCUUGUACACCCAGCCAUUGUAGCUAAAGCACAUUUGGAGGAGUGGGCUUCCUAGAGUGGAAUUCUCCCAAGCAAUCUUCAAUAAGGACAUUCGUGUUGCUUUUUCAUUGCUGCCCUCCAUGGCAUCCAUUAGUUGCGAACGUUCAGUGGGAGAGAGUUUAAUGUUGCAACCCUGCCUGCGAAUAGAUGCUCCCUGUUGUCCUAUAAGUGCUCCGCCAUACCUCAUUUGAGGACGUUUGCCAAACAUAGGCAGGCUUUGCUUGGGCCGAGAGUGCUGCCUGAUGUCCACCUUAAAACCCAGCCAUUUUUCUGCCUUUUCCGCAAUGGUCACUUCACUGCUAUAGCAAACAGCAAAUCCCAUUUGUAUGGAAGGCCAGGAGCAUAGUUUACAACAGGCAUCCCCAAACUUCAGCCCUCCAAAUGUUUUGGACUACAAUUCCCAUCAUCCCUGACCACUGGUCCUGUUAGCUAGGGAUCAUGGGAGUUGUAGGCCAAAACAUCUGGAGGGCCGCAGUUUGGGGGUGCCUGGUUUAUAACAUGCACGUACUGUGAUACAUUUGCAUCUCCAAGCCCGAGCUACUCAACCACUGAUUGUGUGAACUCUCCUUGAAAAGCAGUGAGUGGCAUUAGGACUGGACGAAAGAAAGAUUCCUAAACAUUAAGAAAGAAAGAAGAUUCCACCUUAAACAUUAGGAAGAACUUCCUGACAGUAAGAGCUGUUCGGCAGUGGAAUUUGCACCAAGGAGUGUGGUGGAGUCGUCUCCUUUGGAGGUCUUUAAGCAGAGGCUUGACAGCCAUAUGUCAAGAAUGCUUUGAUGGUGUUUCCUGCUUGGCAGGGGGUUGGACUGGAUGGCCCUUGUGGUCUCUUCCAAUUCUAUGAUUCUAUCUGGCUUUCAAUAUAAUGAUAUAUCACCAGCUAACCAUCACAAUACACCGAUAUAUCAUGAUGUCUGAAAUAGAGAUGGGAAGGCCUGGGGAGAACCGGAAAAAAUGGGGAAGAAACCCAGUUUUUUUCCUCCCCCCCCCAAAGCCGUUUUUUUUCUGGAAAAAAUUGGGGGGGGGGGUUGGAAUAUUCAAACUAUAUUAAACUGUGUUUUUUCUUCUUCAGUUUUUCCAGGGGGGGAAAUGGUUUUUUUGGGGGGAAUACUGUCGUCCCCCUCCCCCAAUUUUUCCGGGGUUUUUCCAGGCCUUCCCAGCUCUAGUCUGAAAUAAGGAUGGAAUUAUUUAGAGGCACUGGCUGGCUUUCCCCCCACACUGUGAUUUUUGCAUCAUGCACACACAUCAUGAUUCACGAUAUAUUGCCAGGUCAAAAAUUAUGAAACCGAUAUCACAAUGUGGACUUCAAACCUGUUUUGGAUGAUAUAUCGCCCAGCCCUAGGUGAUUUCCACAGGCUUCUGCAACAGGACUUCCGGUUUCUCUUGGCCCCCUUCAGCUGCCUCUGUGUCCGCCCUCCCCCCCAAUGUCAAGGGCUCCCCCCAACUCACCAGAGCAGAUUUUGAGGGUGCCUAGAGGACAACAGGAGGAAGAAGAAGCCCAGUUCAGUGGGCCAACAGCCACACAUGCUAUGGUAGGUCUCACCUAGUAUGUUUGAGCUGAGAGGAGGUAAUUGGGGAAAGUUAUUAUUGUUCUUCCUAAAAAUUUGUAUGCUGCCCUAUACCUGUAGAUCUCGACUUCCGGUCUGUCGCGGCGGAGAGAAGGACGCAGGGACCUCGCGCGCCGAUGUCCCUGGCUUCGCGGGGGGGGGGGGGAAGUCCGCAGAGCGAGCGGAUUCCCCGUAAAAACACCGGGUAGAGAGUCCCGGUGACUCACGUGCCCAGCGGUUGCUCCGUUUUUUGCGGAUCCCCCGCUGCCCGAGAGCUCAAUAGAGCAAUCGAGAGCCGGCGGGGUGGAACUGCGGGAGCCAUUUUGGGCUAUAUCUUACCUCCGAGAAGUGAAGCUCCGAGUCCUGACCCGGCAAGCGGCAGAUUUUUCCGAACAAAUUUAAACUUCCAAAAAGUAAGUGGAAUUUGCGAUCACGGACUUUAAAUUCGUUAAUUGGAAAAUAGGAGAGGCUUUAAAGAAACGGAAGUCGGUCUCUUCCUAAUGGAAAACUGGGAGGCGCUUUAAAUAAUCUUAAGCUGAGCGACAAAAGGCAUCUGGGACUGUGGACCCGAGAGAAAGAAAGACUUUUUUGAACCCUCUCAACUCCCGAGUCCGGCACCCCUUGAGGUACAGCAUUAUCAAGGGGGAGAGUGCUUUGACAGCUAUCAAAAGCUGUCAAGCUGUCAAAAGACCGGGUGGAUUUAUUGCAAUGUUGAAAUCAGUAAAAAUUGACUGAAAAUGUGGUAGAACUAUUCAAUAUUGGAAUUAAGAAUGGAGUUGUGAUUGAGUUAAAAGACAAAGGAAAAGAACAGCCAAAAUGGAGUCGACCGUCUGAGGAAGGAAUUUUCCAGCACCUCUUUGUUCUCCACCUCCUGUUUGUCUGCGGUCAGGAGAAAUAUGAAAACAAAGUACUCUCGAGCCUUCCAGGAGGCUGUGCAAAACUAUCUACAAAUAUGGGAGGAUAUUUACAAGGAACGGCAACAUCCCAAUUUACCAGCAGUCGAGGAUGAAGUCCAAGUCCAGGACUUAGAGGAAAAUUUGAUUUUGGAGACUGUGGAGAUUGAAUCUGGAUGUCAGGAGAAACAACUAGAUGAAAAUUUUAAAGAGGACUUGGACUAUAAAAAAUAUGUUCGGGAUGAAGCAAAGCAUGGACUUCAAAAGGAAGAAAAUCAAGCAGAGCAAGAAAACGAGAAGCAAAAGAAUUUGAGGAUUAAUGGACUGGAAGAUCCUGGAGGGGUUGAAAUGUGGGG